Molecule: messenger RNA, 4059 nt
Organism: Penicillium argentinense
Lineage: Eukaryota; Fungi; Ascomycota; Eurotiomycetes; Eurotiales; Aspergillaceae
Gene: atg11
Product: autophagy protein ATG11
Exons: 5
Coding region: 1-4059 (1352 amino acids)
Biological process (GO): reticulophagy; positive regulation of protein phosphorylation; autophagosome assembly
Cellular component (GO): Atg1/ULK1 kinase complex; extrinsic component of membrane; phagophore assembly site membrane
Molecular function (GO): protein kinase binding; molecular adaptor activity
Source: RefSeq, a predicted model, not a curated record
AUGUCGCUCCAUAUCUACAUUGCUCACUCUGGUGAGCAUCUACUGGCCGACCCGGUCUCCUUUGCCUCUACUGAAGCCCUGAAGACAUGGAUCGUUCAAAAUACCUCCAUUCCACCAACAAGACAGAUUCUCAUGACCGCCCUGGGAAAGAAUGUGAAGAUCCAGACGCUUGCUACUGAGACAGAAAUCUUUGUUUAUGACCGACAAUACGUCAGUGACCCUGGCGACGCCGAACUACCAGAGCUACCUCGACCCGAGUCCUUCAGGCCGACCAGCCCACCCGCAUCCAUAACCGAUCAGAACGACCUUCAGUCAUGGCGGAAUUUGUUCAUGAAAAGAAGGUCCUGGGCACUAGAACUGUCUACCCGUUGCGAAGCUAUCGACAAGCAAGUCCGAGAACACAACGAACGAACCGACGUCAUCCAUCGCGGCCUGGGUGUAGCCCUGGAGAACCUCAAAUCUCACGUCGGAACUCUUGAGCAUCGUUUUCAAGAGGCUCAAACAUGGGCGAACAAUCUCCUCCAGGAACAGGAGUCAGCUUUAGAUGGUUGGCAGCGGGCUCUUUCGACUCUCGAGAGCAUUCCGGCGCGGAAGGACUUCCCCAUGCUCGGACGCCCGUCCACGCCAAAGAUAGACAAAGACCGGCCCACAGGUACCCUCCUUGACUUCGUCGAUGUCCCUGAAGUCCAGCGGGCUGGGUCGGAUGUGGCGCUAGCAGCACCGCGCUUCUCUGGGCAAAUGCGAGACAUGGAGCGGAUUGUUACCGACAUUGCUACAGAAACACAGCACCUGGUAGAUGACUCAUUUCCCAAUUCCGAGAAUGGUGAAGAAGGAUUGCUGGAAGAGGUCGAAACGAUCGCAAAGAAGAUCCACUCUGAUUAUGAGCAUGUCCUUGGGUUGCCAAACAACCAAAGGAUGCUGGCAAACAUCUCUAGGCUUGCUCUCAACCACACCCAGAAUCUUCUUCCUUCGCUCUUCGAGCUCGGCAAGGAUAUCCACUAUGCGUUGGAGGAAUCUUGGCGCCGGCGCUCCGCGGCAGGCAAGAAAGCUCUCCAGCAAAUGCGCACCAUCUCCUUCAUUGAGUCCCGUCUCGCUGAGGUUCACUCCCAGAUAGUUGAACUCGACGUGGACAGCAACUCGUUUGACAUCAUAUGCUCUGUUUUCCAAAUGCCGAUGGUCUAUGGUUCCGUUUUGAUCGAAUGCACACGGCGCCAGGAAUGGAGCGGCAAGAUCAAGGCAGACUCCCUGAGUUUAGCAGAGGAAAUGGCGGUGUUGAGAGAUGAGGAACAGCGCCGACGCAAGAAAUGGGUCAAGAAUAUGGGUGACUUCAUCUCCUUUGGGGAUACCAAUGCCCCGGGAAUCGAGGUCAAUAUCCAGGGCCAAGACGAUGAAUGGCCGGAUGUCAGUCGUAAAGAAAUCGAACUUUACAUCGACGAGCUACGAUCCAAGCAUUCCUUGGCCAAAAUCGCCGAUGAUUUGACAGUCCAGUUUAAAGAGUUGGAUGCACCCACACGUCAACAGCGGCGGAGGGCCAAAGCCUUUAAGAACGGGAGCGUUUUUGAUCUCGGUCGGAGCUCAAUGUUGCUACGCGGUGAUGAUGUAGUGCGAAGCCUACGGGAGGAGAAGGCCAAACUCGAGGAAAGAGUCAAAGGGUCCGACAGCCGCAUCCGAAAACUAGAGGACCUGUUGCAUCGCCAGAGCCACCUGAGUCGACCAUCAAGCGGCAAUUUCGGUCCUGAUUUCCCCAGUUCUCCUGCAUCUCCGCACCCUGACGCCAUGUCGCGACGUUCGUCUGUGUCUUCAAGACGGGUGUCGAUGAAUCAGUCUCCGGAGGACAGAGCGCUUGUGCAACGCAUCGUAACACUCGAGGCCGAAUUGGCCGCGGAGAAGGAAACAGUGCAAAGGCUUCACAAAGAAGCACAUGCCGAGCGCCAGUCCAGCUCCGAUAAAUAUCAAGAAGCUCAAUCCACCAAGAAAGAUCUCAUUGGCAAUCUUGAGGCACGCCAACGCGAGUUUGAAGAUGAACGACGGUUCAUCGAGGCGGAGCUGAAAAAGGUUCGACACCGCAACGAAGAGGUGGAAGAGGAGCUCGAUAGGCUCACGGACAGCCGGGAGCAUGAAAAGCAUGAACUGGAUGAGCGUAUUCACCAGCUCGAGGUCGACUUGCAAGCUGCCCAUAUCAGCUCCAGAGAGGAAGCUGCAAAGAUAACUGGGCUGAGUGAACGCAUUCAUGCUCAACAAGAGGAAGAGCAAAAACUCAAGGCAAGGAUCGAGUCCCUUGAGCAACAGCAAGGCGAAUGGAGCCAACGGGAUCAUGAAAAUUACAAUGCUCUUCAGUCAGCAUUUAUGAACCUGUCACCCGGAGGAGCCGUCCCAUUUGAGCUUUCUGGCAUCAUUAAAGCCAUUGAUAUUCUGUCCGAAGGUCUCUCCAUCCACGCGCGGAGUGCGGAAGAGAGCGCUACCAAGGCAAUGGCUGAGGCCAAGUCUUUCGAAGAGAGGAACGCGCAACUCGAGUCUGAUCUCGAGGCGACAGCGAAGAGCGUCGAAGAUAAAGAAACUAAGCUGUCUCAACUCCAACAAGAACUAUCGGAUACACAAAGCAAACUGGACAAUGCUAUGCGUGACCUGGAACAAGAGCGUUCAGCACUAACUUCGCUGCAGAACCAGGUGUCAGCUGGCGAAAGUGGAUCCGACGCCCUGCGAGAACAAAUUGCAGAAGAACAACAAAAGCACGCAGAUCUGUCUCAGAGACUUGCUAAUGCCGAAACCGAGGCACGAGACUUCAAAGAUAAUCAAUCUGACUGGGAAAAAAGGCUCGAAGAUGCCUCCGAGGCAGUCAAGCAAGCUGUGGCUAGGGUUAAUUCCCGAGGCAGCAAAUCGCACGAUAUCUCAAAACGGCUUUUCUCUCAGGUUGAGGCAUUGGUACGCAUGCUGGAGCAGAUGGGCUUUGCGAUCGUUCAACAGAAUGGCCAUCUUGCAGUCCAGCGUGCCUCAAAGAUCAAUUCGUCGUCCAGUCUUGGAGAGAGCCUCGCUCAAUCUGCGACUGUCUCGAUGAAGCCGGACGCAUCAUUGCUGGCUUGGUUAGAUGCAGAGACUCAAGAGGAAGAGGAGACUAAGUUUGCCGCGUUCAUUGAAGGUCUGGCUCAGUUUGACCUCACAAGCUUCGGAGAGACAGUCAUCAAACGCGUCAAGGAUCUGGAGACCUAUGCUCGCAGGUACGUGAAAGAAUCUCGAGCUUACCGUGACCGUUACCAUCGCGCCCAAAGCGAAGCCCAUGAGAAGAUCGCGUACCGGUCUUUCAAGGAAGGGGAUGUUGCUCUGUUUCUUCCCACUCGAAACCAAGCAAUCCGCUCUUGGGCAGCUUUUAAUAUCAAUGCGCCACACUACUUUCUCCGCGAGCAAGACUCCCAUAAGCUUGACCAAAAACCUGGCUUCUUGCUCGCAUUACUAAGAUUGAAGAGCGAAUUCGCUGCCACAGACAAAAAGUCCCUCGGAGAAGCCAGUGACGGCAACUCUCUGGACGAUGAUAAUCCCUUUGCGCUUUCUGAUGGUCUACGCUGGUAUCUCGUUGACGCUAUUGAGGAAAAGCCUGGCGCACCCGCCACACCAGGAAUCUCGAAAAGCACCGUUGCCUCUGCCCAUGUGGAUGCUAAGGGUAGCAUCCGUCUAAAGCGACCUACUGAAGAAAGCACUGUCGCUCAAACCCUGUCCAGGAGCUUGGAUAGCCGGCGUAAUAGUUCUAAUUCGAAGCGUGGAACGCCUACGCCUUCCCACAAAGCCAACGACUCAGCAUCCGACAUUGUGCGACCAGCUGGCGCAGACGUCAGCUCUCAGCCUCGCGAGGCUGCUCCCAUUUUCAACGAGGUUCGUCGAGACCUACUCUUUCAUGAGAAUCAAGAUCCUGCGUCAGCCUCGGAAGCGCAAUUGCCUACCAGCGAUAUUGCGUCAUCGGCAUCUCCGCCUUCGCGGUCGACUUCUACUCGGAGUCAGGCCAAGGCACGCACAUGGGAGAAAUUAUGGUCAAUGGACUAUCGUCGUGAUGAAACAGGGAAGUACUAG